This is a messenger RNA of Eurytemora carolleeae, 2551 nucleotides long. Its product is annotated as TRAF3-interacting protein 1. The record is from RefSeq and is a predicted model, not a curated record. The coding region runs from base 433 to 2187 and encodes 584 amino acids. The transcript is spliced from 6 exons. NCBI's taxonomy places the organism in Eukaryota, Metazoa, Arthropoda, Copepoda, Calanoida, Temoridae.
GAAAAUGAAAAAAAGAAAGAUGUUGAAGAGAAAAAUAAUUUUGAGAAUGAGAAGCCGCCGAAAAAGAAAAAGAAGAUUGGUCCCGGUAGCCAAGUUAAACGAGAUCGAAGUUCUUCAGACGAAGACACUGAGAGGGAUAACUCAGAACCUAAACAUGAUUCUAAACCUAAAACUGAACCUGAAUCUAAUACUGAAACCAAACCUGUGAGUAAACCUGAAAAAUCUAGGCCUAGAGUAGGCCCAGCUAGUAAAGUGAAACGAAAACUAUCGGAAAGUGAUGAUGAGAAGAAUAUUAAUACAACGAAUGACGUGGAAUACAAACAUGGAAAAUCAGGUAAAGGAGAAGUAAAAAUAAAGAACAAGGAAGAUACAGUGAAGAAUAAAGAAGAUACAGUAAAGAAUAAAGAAGAUACAGUAAAGAAAAAACCGAAGAUGGGUCCAGCAAGUAAAGUUAAACGAAGCAGAUCCCCAAGUUUGGAAGAUAAAAAUGAGCGAAAGAAAAAACACAAAUCUGACCAGGAGAGACAUGAAAAAUCUUCAGCCAGGAAAGAAGAAACCGCGAAGAAAAAGAGAAAUGAAAGUGAUCGAAAGAAAAAUGAAAAUACAGGGGAAAGUUCAGACGAUGAGGAAAGAAAUAUAAGGGAAGUCGAGAAGGCAAAAAAGAAUUGGGAGAAAGAAAAAAUGGAAAAUAAAGGAAUGAAAAUCAAUUCAAAUCGAUCAUCAGUCGAUACCUCCGACUUCCUGGCAAGUGACAGUGAUAACGAAGGAAAACACUCGAAGAAGGAAAAAAAGAAACUGAAAGAUUUAAUAAAGUCGCCGGUUAAGAAUGACGAAACAAAAAAGGCCUCCCCAAAGGAAAAGUCUGAAAUUAAGAUUAAGAAAAAAGAUCCUGUUUCUGGGUCCAACCCCGAGGUGUUUUCAGGACCUGAUUGUUGCAAGUGCGGACUUGUUUGUAAAGACUUGAGCCAUUUAAAGAAUCAUAUUCUUUCUCACUACUAUUCAAAUUUCUACGCUGUGUUACCGUCAAACAAGCCUUAUGAGUGUCCCGUGUGCAGUAAACUAAACAGAGACAGAAUUACAUUGACGCGGCAUUAUGCGUUCACGCACAAUAAACUAUUCGAGAUGACGGACCUUACACCUGAAAUGCUGGGAUCAGGGUCUGUUGUCAAGAGAAAUCUAACUCCCAAGAAGCCUAAAUUAGCUACAUCCUCAAGUGCAAACAAAGUUGUAAAAAAAAUUCAUUCAGAUAAACUGAAAUCUAAAGAGAUUGUCGAUUCUGACGAUUCCGACGAUGACGAUAUUAAACGUCUGCUUGAAAGAGCCGCAUCUAAAAUAUCAGGAAUAUCAAGUUUAACCAAACCUGCCGAAAAAUCUGAAAAGAUUUCUAAUUCUUCUAGUGAAAAGAAAAUGAAAAAGAACAAAGAAAGAGAUAAAGAUAAAGAGAAGUCAAGAGACUCAGAGAAAAAGGAUCAUAAAGAUAGAAAGGAACAUAAACAUAAGAAGGACAAGAAACAUAAGAAGGAUAAGGACCGGGAUAAGAAGAAAAUGCUGGAAAAAGAAAAAUAUCGCGAUAAAGAUAAACGGGACAAGGACAGAACUGAAGAGAAGAAGAAAACUGACGAUUUUCUUACCAAGCUGAUAAAUAAACCUCUAGAGAAGCUUCUAGAAGAUCUUACCCCUGAAUCCAGUAUUAGUGAAUCCUUGACUGUUGGUCCUGCUUGGUCCGGGGCUUCAAGCGGUACUAAAGAUAUCUCGAGAUUGGGGGAAAGGUCGGAGAGUGAUGAAACCCGUCCUUCAAGUACACUCUCUAAUAAAUCUGAUCCGGAUAAAUCUCACCCAACUACCUCCAGGCUCGGACUUCCAGAUUUAUCAGAACGUCCUGCUUCAGUAGCGGAAAGAUAUCCUAAAUUGUCAAGCAAAGAGAUUUCUUCGAGUUCUAUUCCUAGUCCUUCUUCUCUCUCUUCAACCUCUAGGUCGGAGCAGAAACUGGCAUAUCCUAACCUAGUGAUAGCGAAACCAUUGUCUCCUCCAUCUCCGGAAUCUUCGCAAUCCCAGGACCAGCAGGUUGAGACGGGUCAACAAGACGAUCCUGAUGAACCUCAAGGAGAUGUUGACGAACCUCCAGGAGAUGACGAUGAGGACGAUUUUGAUCUGGACGACUUACCAACCCCUGUUUUCGCAGCCUAGUCGAAAUAUCUUAAGCAUUUUUCGGGGAUUAAUUUUUUGCUUUAUAUUUUAGUCAAUUAUUUCGACAUUUAUUUUAAUGUUCCUUGUAAAUUUAUUCUUGGAGUAGUUUCUCCCGUGUUUAAAUACCCCUUAAUCUUGAGAAUCGUUUAAAAUAAUACCAAUUUUAUAAUUCAAUUUUUUUUCCUGUUUACAAUUAAUUGUUUAAUAUAUUACACAGUUUUAAAGUGUAUAAGGAAAUUUGAUGCAAAUUUUAAACAAUAGCUUCACCCCCCCCCCCCCCCCCACGAUUUCAUACGUGCCUUAUGAAUAUGUAAAUGUAAGGUCAGCACAUUAACUAACUAUAUUUUCGUGUUCAUUUCAGAAA